This is a messenger RNA of Paramuricea clavata, 3252 nucleotides long. The record is from the annotation of a GenBank genome assembly. Lineage: Eukaryota; Metazoa; Cnidaria; Anthozoa; Malacalcyonacea; Plexauridae.
CAAAUACCAAUACAGAACACAAUUGUUCACAAUUGCAACAACAUGGCUGUAAGAAUGUUUCAGUUGAUCACUUCCGUGUUGUGUAUUGCUAUUUUUGCCACUUCUAUUCUUGCUUUAAAAAAGAAUAAAGCCGUGCCAAGUAAUAUCAGUCCAACAGUAGACUGUGCUAUCAAAGAAUUAGCCUGGAACUACUCGAAAAAACUGCUACCAGGGCGAGGAAAUUUGCUGUCCGUAUUUGAUGCUUUACAACUGGAAACAAACUGUAACAUCACGAGACCUGAACUUAAUGUGAAAACUCGAAGAAGUACACCGUUUAUACAUCGUUCAUCCCACGUUGUUUUUGUUCAUCCUAGCAAAGGAUUCGAUGAAAAUGACGGCAGAGAAAUAACGCCAGUUGCUAGUUUAGUUGCGGCUAGGAAUUUAUGUCGAAAACGAAGCGAAACCACUGAACGUUGCACGAUAUUUCUUCUGGAAGGUGCGCAUCAAUUGAAAGAAACACUUCACUUUGGUCCUGAGGACUCUGGGACAAGUUUUGUUGGAGAUGUACAUGCAAUUAUUUCUGGUGGUAAAAUAAUUAAACCUGAAUGGAAAUUGUAUGAAAAGACAACACAAUCGGCUUCUGGACAAAAUGCAAUAUUUUAUGACAAUCUCAAGCCAGGCGAGAGUUCAAAAUAUGUCAAGUUUAUGGGCAAGAUAAAUUCAUCAGUGACAUGCCUUGCUGGAUGUAAUGAGGAUGAAAAAUGUACUGCAUAUGUGUUCUUGAACACUGACACAUUUAAAUCUAUGUGUUAUUUCCGAUAUGAUGGACUCUGGAACCCUGAACCACAAAAUAAUUGUGUCAGUGGAAAGAAAAUUACUAUUUACAUGACAGACCUUAAGGAUUCUAACAUUAAACCAUUUAAUUCACUGUUUAUACAUGGUCGUAGAGCAGUAAGAGCUCGGUUUCCUAAUGGUAAUCCAGAAACCACUGGUAUACACACUACACCGACUGGUUAUGUAAGCUCAGCUAUAAAGUGGCUACCAGCAAAACCAUCCCCUCCCGCAGUUGAGAUCCAGAUAAAAAAUCCUUAUAGAGCUCAUAACCAGUUCCCAAUAUUUCAGCUUGGUCUCGAUGGCUCGGUAUACCAGUUUGACCCAGCAGAAUCUUACUGGGCAACCAAAGCACCAUAUGGCGGCGUCACAUACAAGGUACCAUCAGGGUUGGUAUAUAACAAGUCAUUAGAAAUUUCUGGAAGUACAUGGAAGAAACCAGAGACUGGCAUAGUUCAUGCAUAUAUGCGUUACCAUUGGGGAGGCUGGCAGUUUGUAGUUGACGGUCGAAAUACAACAAGUAACACCCUAACAUGGAGCAAAGGGGGUUUCCAGGAGGCACGUGGGGACAUUGGUGGUGCUGAGUGGUAUGUUGAGAAUAUUUUUGAAGAACUAGAUGUUGCUGGUGAGUGGUACUUUGACGAUGAAACAUACCAACUGUAUUAUUUCCCUAAUGGUACUUUACCAGAAGAAAUCACCAUAUCUCAGCAUGAGUCACUUAUUUCCAUCAAAGGUAGCCUGUCCAAUCCAGUCGAAAACAUUUCAUUUUCCCAUAUAACAUUUGCGGAAACAUCAUCAACAUUUUUGGAAAGUUAUGAAGUACCAAGUGGUGGGGAUUGGUCAAUUCACCGUAAUGGGGCAUUGUUUAUUGAGGGUGCCAAAAAUGUGGUGGUCGAUAACUGUUUGUUUAUUAAUAUUGGUGGAAAUGCAUUGUUUCUCAGCAACUACAUCCGGAAUGCCGUAGUAUCAAAUAAUGAAUUUCUAUGGAUUGGUGACACUGCAAUUGCAGCUAUCGGUUCAUCAAAACUUAUUGAUGGCACAGAUGGCAAUCAACCCAGAGGAACCAAAAUUUUAAAUAAUCUUGUUCAUGAAGUUGGAUUAUUUGGUAAACAAACUGCAGCCUAUAUUCAGUCUCUCGCUUGUCAAACAUUACUUAACGGCAAUGUAUUUUUCAAUGGUCCAAGAGCUGGUAUAAACUUUAAUGAUGGAUUUGGAGGUGGAAAUAAUGUUACCAGAAACUUGUUGUUCAAUUUUGUUAGAGAGACUAAGGAUCAUGGUCCAUUCAAUUCCUGGGAUAGACAACUAUAUCUGACAAAAGUAAGAGACGGUGAGACCUCAUCUUUGGUUCCAAAGGAAAAUUACAUGACUUAUAAUUUUAUCAUUAGUAAUUACCAUUCCUACUGGCCAAUUGAUCAUGAUGAUGGUACCGGAUAUUUUACUGACCAGUAUAACUACCUUGUGUAUGGUGGAUUUAAAAAUUAUCUUGGUCAUUCCAAGACAUCACAAUAUAAUGUGUAUAUCUACCCAGAUGCUAAUCAACCAUAUGCUCCCCCAUUUUGCGCAUGUAGUACCGGAACCCGGAUUGGCCCGUUGGCUUCUGGUUGGGGAGAUCGUUAUACAGAUAACACAUGUAUAAUCCGUGAGAUAGAAGUGUAUCAAUUUUUAAGCUGUAAGCUGCAAAAUAUAACACAGCUUAUUCCAUUUACAGCCAGAAAUAAGUUCUACACGCCAAACGCUGGAAUUAUUUUCAAGUGUGAUAACUAUACAUGGACACUGAAAGAAUAUCAAGAAAUAGGUUUUGAUGUUGGAUCAACAGUGUCAAACUUGGUGGGGACUAAAGAAAUCAUACAAUGGGGGAAAGAUCUUCUACAUUUAUAAGUAACAAUUAUUGAGUUGCAUAGGCGUACGAGACAGGGGGGCAGGGGGGGCAUAGGUUAAAUUCAGGUAAUUUCAUUACAAUCCUCCAUAAAAAUUCGGGCAAACUUUCAACUGCCCCCUGGAAAGCAUCAGCCCCGUACGCCUAUGUUGAGUUGAUUUAAUGUUUUCAUUAAAAUACGCAACAACGUAACUCUGAGUAAAGAAAUCAUUUUUAUUACCGUUGUUGGAUAUUUUAUGAAAAUACUCGGUGGGAUUUGAUUAAGGGUAUAAUAAAUUAUUCAAUUAUGAUUUUUACAAGCUAUAAUUACCUACAAGAAGAUGAAGAGUUGAAAAAUGAUCUUUUCAAUAACAUAAGCAUGCUUAGAAAAAACUUAUUUCUUGGAACUGCAAAGUACUUAACGUACGUAGAAGCAGUAUCAAUGUUGAUAUGGAAGGACAAGUUGCUUAAUAAUUAAAUAUUAAUGGCAUAAAUAACGUGACUAUGAAGACUAAAGAUUAAGGCAUAGCGAUGUAACAAUAUGUAUCUUUGUAGUCAAUAUUUUAAUAGAAUAAUCUGAAUUCAAU